UAAAAUCGACGCAACGACCUCAACCAUUAUUCAAGUUCUAAAUUUCUACUUCCUUCUUUAUACAAUCCAGUAAAAGUUUUAAUAAGGUUAAAAUUGACAAUAAUGGAAGUCGUUAGGAUUGGUAUAUUAAUGAUAUGGAAUUAUAUGCUUAUAAACGGUAAGUGCGAAAUAAUGUGUAACUAUCAACCACUACCAUGGAAAUCUGCAAUAGCAUGGUGUCAGAACAAAACUGGAAUACUUGUUGGUUCUGACCAAAUUCAUAUUCCGUAUGGAAUUCCCAAAGAUGCUUCAUUUUGGACUCCUGACUAUACAACACGUAAACUGCAUGUAUCAUCGAUUCCAGAUUAUCCAGUUGCUUGCGGAUACAGAACCUUUAAGUUGAACAUGUUUGGUUCGAUAGAGUUUGGAGACUGCAGCAAAGAAAAACACUACAUUUGCUGUCAAUCAUACCUGUUUGGUGAACGGUGCGUGCAAACCGGAACCUGGCAACGUGCGAUAAUGUGUACCACUUCAACAUACCAAGACAAUUAUGUCCGCAACAUGGUUCCAGACGGUGAUUACUGGGUUGCACACGCAUACGCCUACGAAACAAACACACUUCGUGGUGACAUUAACAAUCUUCCAAUGCCCGACCAAUGUGGAAGUGUUCACAGCAAUGGAAUCUUACAUUUUGAAAAUAACUGCUCCUCGCUACGGUAUUCCAUGUGUGAUCUUCCGGAUCAUUUCCUUGGAUUUUCUGUUUUUUCUGAAUGUGACCGAACACAUGUUCCUACAAUUACCGAACGUGUGUCUUCAACAGACAGUCCAACAGCACGUGCACACGUCAAAACAACGAUCUCACCCACAGGCACAUUAUUAUCAAAAACUGCAUCAAAACUUAAGCUUUCCUCAACCUUGUUGACAACCAUACAAACGAAUUCACGAUCCACUUAUCGUAGACAUCCAUAUAUGACGACCGAACAAUAUGCUUUAUUCCCUGCACGCACGACUGUUAGUGCGCCCUUUUCAAACAAAAACGUUUCAAAGUUAAAUAUUGGAUUGGGAAUUGGACUAGGAUGUCUUGUCAUCAUUAUCGCAGUUAUUGCUCUAUCAUGUUAUAUUCGACGGAACACGACUCGCCGUGAUGCCGACAAAAGGACUGUUACAGCUCAUGCCGAGAUGAAUGCUACAUAUGCUGUGCCUGAAAACCGCGUUAACUUGACUCAUGACAAUCCUUGUCAAAUUUCAGCAAAUAACGAUGCUUAUUUCUCCAAUUCAGCAAUAGGACGCGGUCGAAGCCAUGCUUGUUAUGAAGAAACAUGUACUGAUAGUAAUGGCGUGCGUGCGACUCAUCAAGAACAUUACAGUUAUUGCCAUGACAUAUAUCAGAAAAGGGAAACAACUCCUACAAAUAAAUAUAAAGAUGAUUUAAAAAUCGGAUCAAACGAACUGAUGACAGAGUUCAAUGUAGCUAUGAACACGUUGUAUUUUACAAGCAAGCAACAAGAAGACCAGGAUCAUGAAUACUGUAACACGGAUGUCAUGAGUGAUCAGUACGACGGCGUGCAUUUCUCUGAAGCUCCAGACAGCGUGACCUUGAACGAAUACAGUCACAUAGGAUUUGGGAAGCAAUAUAAUCACGAUGAAAAUGAUUACAACGUCGCUUUCUCUAAGCAUGAACAAGCGGGCCCGUACAUGAGUGAUUAUGACACACUGAACCAUUUGCCGACAUAAUUGCUAGUUGCAUUUCUAUCAAAAGGCAAACAAAUUGCCGUAAAUUGAAGGAAUGCAUCACUGUAUUUUGUACACUAUAAAAAUGUUAUCUUACUAAUGACAUUUUGUAUUUUAAUAACAGUGUAGCCCUAUUAAGAUGACCAGUAUAGUUUAUGUUGCUUGACAUUAAAAAAGUACAAACUAUUUAAAAAAAACUAUUUAUUAACGCAUGUCGGAAAUUCUGCAUGCUCUUUACAGCAUUCGAUAUGACACUUUGUGGUGCGUUAUGCAGCUGAAAUUGCGGGUGAUACUAUUACUUGCAUGCGAUUGCAAACACAAAAACAGUGAUUUAGUAUCUCGGCGCAAAAGUGAUUUCGCUUGAUAUAGUGAUAUCCAUUGCGUCCCUGUCUCUCGUGUCUGUAUAUGCAAAAUGCACACCACCGGCUUAUUUCCUUUUCAAAUCAUGUCUAAACUAAAAACAACAGACUAUUUAAUUUAUUUCAAUGUUACAGUAUUCAAUAUAUUAUUCAAAUAGAAAUAAAAACAAAGACAUCAUAGUUAUUGCAUUUUAAAUAUGAACAAUGUAACCCCUUUUUAAGUUACAUGGUUAAUAUUUGGUAAAAUGUGUUAAUUAAUUUAAGCGUUUGUAAAAACUUAAUAACAUUUAUUUUGCAGUGGGUUGCUACAUACGGUAAUAAAAAAAAAUGUUGAAUUAA
Molecule: messenger RNA, 2408 nt
Organism: Dreissena polymorpha
Lineage: Eukaryota; Metazoa; Mollusca; Bivalvia; Myida; Dreissenidae
Exons: 9
Coding region: 103-1713 (536 amino acids)
Source: RefSeq, a predicted model, not a curated record